This is a messenger RNA of Bursaphelenchus okinawaensis, 1987 nucleotides long. The record is from the annotation of a GenBank genome assembly. NCBI's taxonomy places the organism in Eukaryota, Metazoa, Nematoda, Chromadorea, Rhabditida, Aphelenchoididae.
AUGAGUCGUUUGAAAAUACAUCGAGAUGUAAGUUAUAGUUUUUUGCAAAGUUCUUCUAGCAACCCUUUUAAAAUUCGAAUAACUUCUGUUAUUGUACGUUAUAGAUUUUCAACUACAUUGUCAAGUAUUUGUACAAUGAUGUUCUAUCUUUAUUUAACUUGGUUGAAGCUUUUCCAGAGGUUCAAACUUUUAUAAAGGUGAAUUUUGAAGACUUAUGUAUUCAGAACAAUGUUUACCGACUACCAAACGAAACUUGGUUGUCUGCUUUUGUUAAGUAAGUUUAAUAUCGUGCUAUGUAUUUGAUCCAUGCAAAAUAUUGUAUUAGGUUGUAAAGAUCUUUCUUAGGUUAAACGAGCGUACGAAUUUUGAAACAUCCAGUGUUUUGUUUUUCGAACGAUAUGUUAACAUGGUAACCUGCGCAGGCACUCAUCGUGUCGCAUUUGUUUACGCGAAUGGUAUUGUUGUGGUAAACUUGGACUUACAAACACCUUCUGCUAAAUAUUUUCCGACUAAAGAAACAGUUAACUUUGCUCAUUUGUGCCGCAAAGGAAAUCGUCUUAUUAUAUGCACUGAACUCUCACAUAGUUGGCAGAAAAUCCAGGUGUUUAAUGUGAAUGAUGGACGUGAAUUGAUUGCUCAACGUUACAAUCGUUCUCGUUCCGAUUAUCCGAGACGAAAGCGACUGUUUUUUAGCAUUGGGGGAAAGUUUUUUGACGCAUGCAGUAUGAGGAUAUGUCCUGUAGAUAAAGGAGAUUUAGUCAUUGAUUGUGGAUCGGAUUUGAAGGAAAAUCGUUAUUUGUAUUACUACACAGCAACAAAGCUAAUCGUUGUUGAUGUACGUGAGAAGAAAAGUUUUUUGAUUUUAAAUGACUUGCACAUGAAUGACUCGUAUCCAGAUGUUACUAUUUUACCAAGUAUUGGAUGCGUUUUCAUUAUAUGUAAGUAUUAAUUAAAUAUUUUAUAGUUCUAAGCAUCUUAGUAAAAAAAUUGGAUACAGCAAGUAUAAUAUAAAAGUUAGAGUUUUAACAUUAAUUUAUGUAGCUUGUUUUAGAUGUUCGUGGACAUUUAAAGAUAUACAAGAUUUAUGAUAUAUAUACACACGAUUUAUUGAUGAAUUAUAAAUUGGAAGAUGUAAGGAAGGUUGCACAAUUUAGGCGGUUUUGUUCUAUACAUACUAACCGGAAAUAAAUUUAUUAUACGAAAAAUAUUAGGUUGUUCACAUAAUUCUGCGCCCCGUACCUCACAAAUUAGCUUUGAGAAGGGGCGAAGAAUUAAGUGAACAACCUAAACGAAAAAUAGUAUUUAUCAGAUUUUAAAACGAAAGUUUUAUCAUUAUCAGCUGACAAGACAAAUUUUAAAAAAUUGCAGAACGGAGCCUGCAGCCAUCGGAUACUUUGCGACUACAUUAUUUUUAAUGAAUCCAAUUUGACGGUAUGUUUUAACUUUAGAUAUUACAUAAAUUACUUAAGUUCUGGGUUUAUGACGAUGUUCGCAAAAAGUGGAAUACUACUUCACAUGUAGUUCAAUCCGAUUGGAAAGUAAAUAAUUUCGAACAUUAUACAAAAAUUGGCGAUGGUGUCAAGCAUAUUGUAAUUUAUAAUCGAAGACGUUUCUUGUUACCUUCAAAGAAGCUAACGAUGUUGGAGGCUGUAAAAGGUAGGAAAUGUGUGUAUAUUGUGUAGAAAUCUUAAAAUUCUUAAUUUGGAGUUGUGUAUUGUGUAGAAAGCUUAAAAUUCUUAAUUUUAAGAUGUGUAUUAAGCUUUAAAUAAUUACAAUUACAGGCGUAAUUGCAACAAUAAAAGUAUCAGACGGGCUAGCCGACACAGAUGGUGGUUUCAUCGGUGAAUUGUAUUCGGAACUGAAGAAAAGUCGUGAUGUGUUCGAUUUUGGCAAAAUGUCACCGGAUGAUGUCAUGUUGAAGACAGUACUCAAGUGUUUGCGUAAACAACAGGUUAGGGCCGAACGAGAACAUAGACUAGAAGAUUAA